Molecule: messenger RNA, 1846 nt
Organism: Episyrphus balteatus (marmalade hoverfly)
Lineage: Eukaryota; Metazoa; Arthropoda; Insecta; Diptera; Syrphidae
Exons: 3
Coding region: 443-1831 (462 amino acids)
Source: RefSeq, a predicted model, not a curated record
UAUUGGCCUUAUCUCUAAAUAUGUCGAAGUAACCCACUAAGAAGUUCAUCUUAACAGAAACUGUAGACGCCAUCGUUGAUCUCAUUUACAGGAGGCUCGAAUCCACAAUGGCUUGUGGCCGCUUUAGGGCUCUGCUCACUCUCACCAAGCAAGAAUAACUUCAUAUUCGACUUUUAUCUCCAAACGACUGCAAUAUAAUUAUUAACUUCCAAGAACCAGGAAAUUCUAUCCACCAUUUUUUAUUACAAAACUCAUUAAGGGCCUUGAAAAAUCAAAAUUACCAACUUCUAUUAUCUUUAUUGAGCUUAGAAUGCAAUCCAUAAUAAUCAUCGAUAACCCUCUGUCUAUAUGUGAUUUAUUCUUAUCAUUGAGAUAUACUCACUUCUGUUAAAACAUUAAUCGUACUAAUCGCAUUAGUUAAGUUUGCAAAGCCAAGAAAACAAUGAAACGGCCAUUGAUCAUUGGAGCGUUAAUUAUUGCAAAUUUCUUUGCUGUAGCCAAUUGCUUAGAAUGCUAUACAUGCAAGUCAAGUACGGACAUUGAUUGCGCAAGAAACCCAGGAAAGCAGAUCGAGGUGCAAGAGUGCAGAAACGAUAAUGAAUGUGUCACUGCAAUAGUUGUUAAUGGAACCACUCAGAGGGGUUGCUUAUCAGAUGUGUUUCCCAACAAAUACUGCACUCUCUGUGAGAAGUGCAACACAUCGUUGUGCAAUGUUCGUAUUUAUCCGGCAGAUCGCUUGCGUUGCUAUGAGUGUCUAGGUUCAUCUUGUAUAGAUAUUCAAAAUAGCACAUUUUACAAGCCAGUGGUUUGUGGGGUUUACAAGGAAAACGAUCGAUGCUAUACGAAUGUGAUAAGUCAAGAAACUGUUCGACGCGGAUGUGAAGCAGCCGAUAUUGAUAAAUUGGGUAGUUGCCCAAAUAUUUGUCUUAAAUGCAAUUACGAUGGUUGUAAUACUGAGAUUGGAGUUACUCACCACAACUGUUUAGCUUGUUCUUUUAUCCAAUCGUUAUCGCCUCCAGACUAUGCUUGUCUAAGAAAUCAAGAGGAAUCGACUGAUCAAUGUGCCAUCUCGGGGUCAAAAACUUGUUAUAAUAAAGUUCUACUCGGUCAUAAGGGUAAAUGCUUCACCCUGCGGAAUGAACAGACAAAUGUAAUAACCAGAGGUUGUUCUUCGGCUAUGGGAUCCACAAUCAAUGGAAACCUAACAGAGUGUUAUGGAGAAUAUUGCAAUAGCGACUGUGCGAAUAUCAGUUGCAAUAUAUGCGAUACAACAAUCAAUCCCGCUUGUCGCAAUCAAACCAAUUCGCUUAAAUCUGAAAAAUGUGAUUCAAAUUCAUGUUUCUCAUGCGAAGAUGGGAUGCAUCUUUGGCGUGGAUGUGGAUCAGACAUUCCUCAACCAAGAACUAAUCAAAUAUGUUAUCAAUGUCGUGACGCAAACGGUUGUAAUCGGCAAAGUAUUCGUUCGUGCUACAAGUGUUCGUCCAUUAAUGAUCCCGAAUGUGCCAAUUGGAUGGAUAUUUCAAAUAUAACUGCCAGUAAUUGUACUCAUCGAGAUGAGAAAUGUGUAACUACGUUGGUUUCUAGACUAAAUUUGGUUUAUACUUUGCGUGGAUGUGCUUCACAGGUUAGUGAGUGCACCGAAAGUGAUCCAUUUUGUGAACGAUGUGAAGGUAGUUUGUGCAAUGAUGGUCCGAAAAUUUGGAAUGCCGAUAUCAACAUUGGCAAAUACCGAAGAUGGCUUCGUUCUUAUAUUAUGCCACGAAAUGCGAGUGGAUACAUGAAAAUAAGCUUUUUCUAUUGGUGCAUUUUAGUACUGAGAUUAGUCAUUUAAUAAAUUUCAUUAAAU